This is a messenger RNA of Labrus mixtus (cuckoo wrasse), 1269 nucleotides long. It is a transcript of the gene tspan5a, whose product is annotated as tetraspanin 5a. The coding region runs from base 307 to 1137 and encodes 276 amino acids. Gene Ontology annotation, cellular component: membrane. Gene Ontology annotation, biological process: protein localization to plasma membrane; regulation of vascular endothelial growth factor signaling pathway; protein maturation. NCBI's taxonomy places the organism in Eukaryota, Metazoa, Chordata, Actinopteri, Labriformes, Labridae. The record is from RefSeq and is a predicted model, not a curated record. The transcript is spliced from 9 exons.
UCCCACAGCAGCGGCCCCGCCCUCUGUAGGCGCUAUCCUCCCAGAAACAGCGGAUCAUUUUUAUCCAGCUUUUUUUCCUCCUCGAUAUUCUUCGUGUUUGAUUUCGGCUCCACGCGUGUUAGAGGGGAUUUAAGCUUCUUGAAAUCAUGCUCCCGGAGCGGGUUUAGCUUCGGCGGGGCUGUGGACAUCCGAAGCCGGGGCUCAGUGAGAUGCGUCCCCGCGGCGCUGAACCUGCUCCGUCCCGCACACAAAGCCUGUGAAGCAGGCCGAGCUUUUUCACUCCCUCCGCGCCGAUGAUGCUCAAACAUGACGGGGAAUCAUUUCAAAGGCCAGGAGGUCAGCUGCUGCAUCAAAUACUUCAUUUUCGGAUUCAACAUCUUGUUCUGGCUGCUGGGCAUGGCCUUGGUUGGGAUCGGACUCUGGGCCUGGAGUGAGAAGGGCGUUCUGUCCAACAUCUCGUCCAUCACAGACCUGGGGGGUCUGGACCCGGUGUGGCUCUUCAUGGUGGUCGGGGGGGUCAUGUUCAUCCUGGGGUUUGCAGGAUGCAUCGGAGCGCUCAGAGAAAACACCUUCCUGCUCAAGUUUUUCUCCGUCUUUCUGGGGAUCAUCUUCUUCUUGGAGCUGACGACGGGCAUCCUGGCGUUUGUGUUUAAGGACUGGAUCAAAGACCAGCUCAACCUGUUCAUCAACAACAACAUCCGAGCGUACCGGGACGACAUCGACCUGCAGAACCUCAUCGACUUCACUCAGGAAUACUGGGAGUGCUGCGGAGCGUUCGGAGCCGACGACUGGAACCUGAACAUUUACUUCAACUGCACCGACGGGAAUCCGAGUCGGGAGAAGUGCGGCGUUCCCUUCUCCUGCUGCACAAAAGACCCAGCGGAGGACGUCAUCAACACUCAGUGUGGAUACGACAUCCGAGCUAAACCUGACUCGGAGCAGAAGGAUUACAUCAACGUGAAAGGCUGCGUGCCGCAGUUUGAGAAGUGGCUGCAGGACAACCUCACGCUGGUGGCCGGGAUCUUCAUCGGAGUCGCUCUGCUGCAGAUUUUCGGGAUUUGUUUGGCCCAGAACUUGGUGAGCGACAUCGAGGCUGUGCAGGCGAGCUGCUGCGGGUCUUUGAACGAGCCUCCUUGAACACAUCAUCGCUGUGCAUUUGAGGACUUCACGAUCACCUGAACCACUUUGGUCCCUGAACCAGCACCUUCUCUUUCUCUCUCUGAGGCACUAAUGACAUGAAGCUCUGUGUAAAUAAAUAAUAACACUGUG